Ceratitis capitata (Mediterranean fruit fly) is the source of this 2805-nucleotide messenger RNA. RefSeq names its product ankyrin repeat domain-containing protein 13D. The transcript is spliced from 10 exons. Gene Ontology annotation, cellular component: cytoplasm. Bases 165 to 2081 code for a protein of 638 amino acids. Gene Ontology annotation, molecular function: protein binding. The record is from RefSeq and is a predicted model, not a curated record. Lineage: Eukaryota; Metazoa; Arthropoda; Insecta; Diptera; Tephritidae.
UUGUUUUCGUUUUUAUCACAGUUCACGAAUUUUUCUUAUUGGCAUUGCGGUGUAGCAAAGAAUGCAUUAUCAACUUGCAAAUAAAAGAGUAGCAAGGAAAUCAGCGUAAUUUUAGUAUUAAUUCCGAAUAAUCCAAAUUGGAAGUACACUGAGCCUAUAGGUGCAUGAAUAUUGUUUUAGCAAUGAAAACCUUGGAGGACAUUCAAAAUGAAUUUCCGCUGCACUGGCUUGUGUGGAGCAACAGCGUUGAAGAGCUAAAACGGGUGUUGAAAACGGAAACGGUGGAAAAAGAAAAAAUCGAUCCCCGCGGGCGGACACCAUUGAUGUUAGCCGUUAAAUUAUCACAUUUACAAUGUGUCAAGUGCCUUUUAGCAUCGAAAUGUAGCGCCAGCUAUGAGCAUGAGGGAUGGUCAAUUGUUCAAGAAGCCGUAUGUUCUGGAAAUGAAGAGAUACUUACUGCGAUCUUAGAAGUCCGAGACUUGCAACGUCAUGUGCAACGUGUAACGCAUGUACCUAAAUUGCUUCAGCAUCUCUUAGAUGCACCUGACUUCUAUAUUGAAAUGAAAUGGGAGUUCACAUCUUGGGUACCCCUUAUGUCUCGUCUUUGUCCUAGUGAUACCUACAAAGUUUAUAAACGUGGUGCAAACGUUCGAAUCGAUACAACAUUACUUGGUUUUGAUAAUAAUACAUGGCAAAGAGGGAAUCGCUCUUACAUUUUCAAAGGUUCAAGAGACUCUGCCACGAUGAUAGAAAUCGACCAUGACACUCAUGAGGUCACUGAAGAGCAAAUGAAUAGUGAUAUAGGAGAUAUUGUGGCCAUACCACCACCAAUUGGAGCAGUGCGUGCAAGGCUUAACGCACCUGUUAUUACGAAUAAUAUUGAAAUGGACAAGAUUAGCUUUGAACGAAACAAGUCUGGCAUUUGGGGGUGGCGGAGUGAAAAAUCAGAAUCAAUAAAUGGGUAUAGUUGCAAGGUAUAUGGUGCCAGUAAUGUGGAAUUUAUUACGCGAACCAGAAUGGACCAUUUGAAUGAUGACCAAAUAAAGAAUAAAUGUUCGCGCACACCUUUACAUAGUUUUUUGGGAGUUGCUGAUGAUGAAUUUCACAAUACAAGUUCUAAUGAAGGAUUAAAUUCCAAAGAUCUGACGCCUCCCCUCUCCGAAACCGCGCUUUUGGAUACAAGUCCCGAAAAUAGCAACGACGAAGAAAACAUUAGUAUUAACUCUGGCACUACUUCACCUAAAUAUGUAAUUACUCCAGAGGAAUACUUUUCGGUAGAUAUCGAUUUGAAUGGGCGAGAUAUUGGUCGGCCAAAGAAAGUCACAACAAAGAUCCAGAGAUUCAAGGCCAACUUAUGGCUAAGCGAAGAAUAUCCUAUGCGUUUACAGGAACAAGUUCUACCUAUCCUUGAUUUAAUGUCCACUAUGGCUAGCCCUCAUGUGUCAAAAUUGAAAGACUUUAUCACAAUGCAACUGCCAUCUGGUUUUCCAGUAAAAAUUGAAAUUCCCCUCUUCCACGUCUUAAAUGCAUGUAUCACGUUUGGUAAUGUAUUUGCAAUGACAAACCCAGUAGAUCAUGUAACUACAAUUAACGAAGGUGACCGUAUAACUUGUGUAGUAGAUGAUCGUUGCUUUGAUAUACCGGCCCAUUAUGCUAAUAAAGAUGCGGAUUUGCGGCGACAGUUGCCUUUGGAUGAAGAUGACAUGUUGCAGUAUGCUAUUGAACAAAGUAUGACAGAAACGACGGAUGCCGCUGUAGCUGCUCCUCACAUUUCAGGAGAUUCAGAUAAAGUGGAUAUUUGGGAGGCACUUCGUGGUCAAGGAACUGAUGGGAUUGUGGACGAGGAUGAACAAUUACAGAGAUUAAAUCAUAGUAAUCGUAUAUCCCCAAAUCGGAGUAUUGGUGAUGCUCCAGGAUAUACAAAGUCAAAUACAAAUAAUUUCCAUACCUACAACAAAACGGAAUUAAAUAGCGUGAAAGCUCUUGAUACAAAUUUGUCAUCUAAUCGUGGUCGCUACACAUCCGCACCGUCAAAUCAAUUUAAAACCGAUAUAACUUAUAUGAAAAAAAUAUUUAAAUAGUUGGCAAAAAAAAAACUAGUAAUCAAUCUAUCCAUUUUCAUCCGCCAUUUUGAUAUGAAACUGCCCCAAAGUUCUUCAGAUAUUUAAAUGUCUUAUAAUACUUAAUACCAAAUAAGGUAUUUUCAGUCAAAAUGUCUUUACCUAAUUUUAUUCACAGACUUUUGUAGGGAUGGAUGACUGAAGCUGUAUAAAAUCGGAUCUCGUGAAAGAUUCAAUUAAUUUUAAUUGACUUUUGCCUAUAUUUAGAAUAUAUCUGCCAUGAAAGGUUUAUGUCUUUCGAGGCCUCCAAAGAAAUCAGUAUUCCUUCACUUAAUAACAACUUAAAAAUUGAAAAGUUUUUGGAAUUUUUUGCUUGUUUUUCAAGGUUUUAAAUUAAUUCAUUGCGGAAAUUCAUAUAUAUAUUUCAUUAAUAGUACGGGUAAACAAAUAAUCAGUUAGUUGAAAACGUUUUUAUUUUAACAACGCUUCUAUCAAAAUUACAAAUCAUCAGUGUUUACGAAGAAAUAUUUUAGAAAAAAUUUGCAGCGAAAAAGUGAAACUUUCUUUGUAAACACUGAGUUCUUAAGUAGUCAUUGUAUUGAGUAAACGCUAUUUGCUUCGUAUAUCCCAUUCGCUUAACUUUGAUGAAUAGGGUACUACAAGAGUCAUUAUGCGGUGCAGCUCAUACUACUGGGUCACCAAUCACAGAUGACGACGAUGACGAUGGUGGUUUUCGCUUUAUGGA